Molecule: messenger RNA, 1620 nt
Organism: Trematomus bernacchii (emerald rockcod)
Lineage: Eukaryota; Metazoa; Chordata; Actinopteri; Perciformes; Nototheniidae
Product: ras-related protein Ral-B-like
Exons: 7
Coding region: 251-856 (201 amino acids)
Biological process (GO): Ras protein signal transduction
Cellular component (GO): plasma membrane
Molecular function (GO): GTPase activity; GTP binding; GDP binding
Source: RefSeq, a predicted model, not a curated record
ACACAUGAUCUUUGUUUGAGUCCCUGUACAAGGUGCGGCAGAAUCUCCCGUUUAACUUGUAAAAAGUUUGUGUUUUUCUCAGUUUAUGGCGGAUUCCUUAGCUACAGCCACCACAACACGUUAGCAGUGUGUGUGUUUACAGUGGCUCUUUAUCACCUACACACUCUAUUAGAGGAGGGUGUAAGUGCUGGGACAAGUAUGCAGGCCUGUUGUAAAGUGCUUUAAGAGCUUGCGGCUCUGAUUGGUCAGAAUGGCGUCGGGGAAGAAUAAGAACCAGACGUCUCUGGCGCUUCAUAAAGUGAUCAUGGUGGGCAGCGGGGGGGUCGGGAAGUCCGCCCUCACCUUACAGUUCAUGUACGACGAGUUCGUGGAGGACUACGAGCCCACGAAGGCCGACAGCUACAGGAAGAAGGUGGUCCUGGACGGGGAAGACGUUCAGAUCGAUAUCUUGGACACGGCGGGACAGGAGGACUACGCCGCCAUCAGGGACAAUUAUUUCAGGAGUGGAGAGGGCUUCCUGCUGCUGUUCUCCAUCACCGAGCACGAGUCCUUCAGCGCCACCGCAGACUUCAGAGAGCAGAUCCUCAGGGUGAAAGAGGAGGACAGCAUCCCUCUCCUAUUGGUGGGAAAUAAGUCUGACCUGGAGGAAAGGAGGCGGGUCUCCGCUGAAGAGGCGACCAAUCGGGCGGCAGAAUGGGGCGUGCAGUACGUAGAGACCUCCGCCAAAACAAGAGCCAACGUAGACAAGGUGUUCUUCGACCUGAUGAGGGAGGUGCGUAAGAAGAAAAUGGCCGACUGCAAAGACAAGAACGGUCCGAGCGGAAAGAAGAAGAAGAAGCACUGCUGCCUCCUCUAACAGGAAGUCAGACGGACUCUAACAGGAAGAGGAAACACUUCCUCUCACCUGCACAUGUAUAAAAGCCAAAUCUAUGUACCUGUGUGUGAGGUCACUUCCUGUCUCCUGCCUCAAAUUCAUGGCCAAAAGUAAACGGACACUUGGGUUCGUGUCGUCGGGCAGAAAACUCAGCGACCAGAAAAUAUGACUAGAAAUCAGAGACGAAUCGUUGCUCGUUCCAAAAGUCCACUUUAUUUGAGUUUCUCAUGCCCGGAUAUUGGAUCUGCAGAUAAGCAAUGAGUGCACGCUUCAGAGGAGCCUCAAUCGGAUCAGAAAUACCGAAAUAUGUCCGUUGACUUUUGGCCAAACGCUGUAAAAAGAAACCUUCAUUCUGCUGAGGCCUCAUUGUGCUGUGUUUGUGUGCAUGUCAACGGUCUGCAGAGGCUAAAACCCCAAAGUUCUGGAGCACGGUGACGUCACUACGCUCCUAUUGGCUAGCGCUCCGACACAUGAUAUAGGCUAAGGGGGCGGGACUUCUCCAAGCUAACCAAUCAGAGCAGAGUAUUUCCCAAAGGAGGAGAUUUUGUGCCUUAAAGUAUAUAUUUUUUCCACAUUCCUGACGCUCCGCUGCUUCACUCGUCACUCCAUGAACCAUCACGUUUAAAAGGGAAUCUGCUAUUUAAAUCACUCUCUUUCUUCUUGAAGACACUUUACUCCAUGUUUGGGUUUCCCAUGCAGACAAACUACACUCUGUUUCAUAAUAAAAAGAAAUGUUAAAAAAUGAA